UCACCUCAACAGUGGAUCACAAAUUAGUGAAACAGUUUCAUUUGCGACCUUCCCUGGCGCAACGCUGGUUUCACUUUAUUUCCAUUUUCGUUCGAGUCAAUAACAAAUAACCAUAUCACCGCCUCGAUACGUCGGACGGUGCACAGAACGACCUUCGAGUGAAAAGAGAGUUGCUCGGUCGGUCGAUGUACACACCUGUGGUGGAAUGAAGGGAAAAGUCGAAGGAAGUUGAAGUGUUCGUGAAUUUGGAAAUUUGCAUCCCGGAAGGUGGCUGCAGGACAGACACGGCAAUACGGCGAAGGAAUCCUUGCGUGCCGUCUUUCGUAGAAUGUACCCAAUGCUGCAUUUCCCUCGAUAGACACGUAGCUUGCUGAACGAUCUGCUACUGUGCCGGGGUCCCUGGCAACGCAUUUUGAAACGGGGAAAUGUUGCCGUUCCUGGACGAUACUGACGAGUUUCUAAACUAUUGGAUUCUAAGAGCCCUCGCGCUGAUCGUUAUCUAUUUAGCGUGGCGUUCGACCUACGUUCGGGAAGAUCGUACCACCGCACCAGGUGCUGUGCUCGUGAUAGAGAACAAUUUGCGACGCAUUAAUGCAAUUCAGCAUAGCGUUACCACUAUUAUACUACGCAGCUCAUCGCAGCAGUCCAAUAUUUCGAACGUUACCGAAACGGAGGAGCUUGAUUUGGAAAACGACAGUAUAGCGUCCUCGAUCGAUAACAUAACGCAAUCAAUACUAACGGAAGCGUCUGAAUCGGCCACAGGGUUGGAUUUAAGCGAUACUGAGGGGUACACAGGUGUAGUAGGGUCUCCUAUCGUUGACUCUUUCCACGAUCCCGGACCGGAGGAAAUAAUCCGCCAGAUGGAUGCGACCGACGCUGAAACCCCAGCGGCGUCAGAAGCGGUAGCGUCAUCAUCUUCUAGUUCAUGCGAGGUGCGACAGAGAAAGAGUGCAACCAAUGUCACCGCGGAUGGUGCAGGCGAAAAGUCCUCGGAUCCUGCCAAUACGAGGGACACCGGUAGUCCAACCAGCUCGGGUGACGGUACACCGGUCAUGCCAGCCGUUACGGCAAAGCCCAUUAGAAUUAAAUUAAAGUAUCUUAACGAUGACUCCAAGUUGGUGGAGGGCAACCUAAACGAAGGUAUUGGAGAAUUCAAAAAACGAAACUUCACUCUUGAACUGAACGCCCACAAGCUUGUCCGGUUGGUAUUUAACGGACACGUGCUGCAACCGGAUAGCAAAACGUUGGCCGCAUGUGGUUUGUUUGACAACUGUGUCGUCCACUGUUUGAUACACAACCAGAAGUCCUCGUUAAAUGGUGCCACCGAUCGGCCGAUGGAGGGAACGAUGGGGGCCGAAAAUCGCACCCAACCGAGCAGUCCAAGCAGCGGAGGGUUGGAAGAUGGCGACGGUUUAGAUUCCGACGAAGGAUUCGAUGGACGUGAUGGUAAUGGGCAUCCCGAUAGUACCGGCAACGCUGGUACGCGUUAUGGGACAUAUUUCAUCUAUAUCGGAACACUGGCCGUGACGGCGGUGAUUUUGUACGGCUGGUACUGUCGCUUUCACUACGGCCAUCUUUUUAAUCUGAACUCUACGAUUGGGCUGAUUGUAACGACCACCACGUUUUUGAUUAUGAUGCCGACGAUCAUUCUCGCUGAUAGUAAUACACCAAAUUGAUCAACUUGUAACAACAUUUUGAAAAAGAAAACAAAAAAAAACACUACGCACGACGUGGCUUCGAUAAGAUUUUUAUCUUACGCAAACAAGAUCUGCAAACGGACACUUCCUGGCUAGGUUGCGAUCCUGUUCGUCAUUGUAUCCCUGCUGAGCCCCUUUCCUUAAGACGGAGAUUUAUCUCCAUGUUUUUUUUUUCUUCUUUUUUCUAUCAUCUAGUAUUUCUACGUGAUCCUUGUUAUGUACAUAAUGUGAUCCAAUAAAAGGUAAACGGACGAAAUCAAAAUUAA
This is a messenger RNA of Anopheles coustani, 1963 nucleotides long. Its product is annotated as transmembrane and ubiquitin-like domain-containing protein 2. The record is from RefSeq and is a predicted model, not a curated record. Lineage: Eukaryota; Metazoa; Arthropoda; Insecta; Diptera; Culicidae. The coding region runs from base 426 to 1676 and encodes 416 amino acids. The transcript has 3 exons. Gene Ontology annotation, molecular function: protein binding.